UCGACCCUAUUUGUUUGGCGUCCUCUUAAGCUCACAAAAGUCUCGCGGCGGCUGCGGCUCGUUUCCAACUUUCUACCUUUCACACUUUCUACGGCUGCGACUCUUGCGGUUUGGCUGUCAUUGUUUCCGUCCUCGCGUCUGCUAUUGUUACGGCUACCGCUACGGUCAGGCUCCCCUUCCACCAGGUGCCCGCUACGGACACGUAAAAUGGCCAGGCAGCAGUCAGCGACCAGUUCAACUGUCACAUUUAUGUUUUUUGCUUUUGUUCAUAUGGAAAGGAAAAGGGAACGGGAACGAAAGUAAGGCGAGCUGAAGCGAAUCAAAAUUUCUGCGUUUGCGGCCGCCGCUGGCAAGGCUCUUGCACUGUGAUAUAACAGGAGUUGCGCCCACCUAGCUCUGCCUCCUUGGCGUCUCUCUUCCUCUCAGCCACCGCCGCCCCGCCCUCUGCCCCUGUCAUCGUCCACAUCAGUAGCAGCAGCAGGAGCAGAAGCAACUGCGGAUACGACGACGAAGUGGGCCGGAGUCGGAGUCGGAGUCAAAGCUCUCAUGUCGCAGCGCCAUUGACCAACGCAGGGCAGACGAAGGAGCCAACAGACCGGAGCGCAGGAGCGCCGAAGUUACCCACUGCUUUGGGCCAAUUCGUUUGACAAUUGAGAAAGUGAGCUGCAGUUUUAAAUGAAGAAAUAUGGGAAAUGGCAUGAACAAGGUCCUGCCUGGUCUAUACGUCGGCAACUACCGCGACUCCAAAGACCACGCGCAGCUGGAAAGGUUCAAGAUCUCGCAUAUCAUCGCGAUACAUGACAGUCCGCGCCGCCUGCUCCCGGAUAAGCAUUACCUCUGCGUGAUGGCCUCGGACACGCCGGACCAGAACCUUUCCCAGUACUUCUCCGUCUGCAACGAUUUCAUCCAUGCCGCCCGUCUGCGGGAGGGCAACGUGCUGAUCCACUGCCUGGCGGGGAUGUCUCGCUCGGUGACCGUUGCCGUGGCCUACAUUAUGACGGCCACGCACCUCAACUGGAAGGAGGCGCUGAAGGUGGUUCGGGCCGGUCGCUCUGUGGCCAAUCCAAACACGGGUUUCCAGAACCAGCUGCAGGAGUUCGAGCAGUUCAAGCUCACCGAGGAGCGGCGGCGGUUGCGUGAGCGUUUCCCCUCCUCUGCCCUGGAGCAGCUGGACCGCAUUAAAGUGGUGACGGCGCUGGACAACUACCAGGAGCUGCUGCAGAACAAAGACAUAUGUGAGGGCAACUGCUCCCGGGGCGAAAAGUGUCCAACAGGCGUUUGCAAUAUGGACCCCACCAAGGGCUUGUUCCGACGCCGCCCUUCCAGCGCCUCUACCCACUCGCGGCUCCGUGCCCAGUCCUCCAGCACCAACGCCUCGUCCAGUUCGCUAACUGUGAGCGGCGCCGCUGCCCAGUCCUGCCCCACAUCGCCAAAGCACUCGCCGUUGCCCCUGCCCCGCCGGUCUGUGGGAAACGAGCGCAUCCCCGAGGAUGAGACUGCGGUUGAACCGGUCCCUACCACUUCAAGUGAGGCGGCUGAGUACGCCGCCGCCGUCGAGGACGCCCGUCGGGAGCAGGAGCAACGCCAGCAGCAGUUGGGCAAGGGUCAGCGCUCACCUCGACCUGGCGGUUCUGCGAACGCCACUCCUCGGGUGAGCAGUGCCGGGAGUCGGAGAGAGUCUAAGGCCAAGGAAGGCGACGGCUCCGCACAUCUGCAGCGGAGUGCCAGCACAGUAAGCGGCUUUGGAGUGCGUCCGUGGAGCAGUCCGGCAGGUCUGCACGCUUAUACAGGCUCGGUUCCCUCCUCCGUCCACGGGUCACGAGUGGAUUUGCGGGAUGCCGACAAGGGAUCAGCCAUCUAUCUGGGCUGCUCGGCGCCAAGGGCGUCUACCCUGUCUAUAUCGUCGUCGAGGGGCUCAUCGGGCGGCUCCGCCCCGCCCUCUCCUUGCAACACACCUCCUUCCAGCCCACGACACGGAAUAAAGAGAUCCACCAGCAUGGCGAAGAAGCCGAGAUGAAGGCUAGAAUUUUUAGAAGCGAGCGUUGCAUGCCCCGGGCGAGAGCUUGUGACCCCGGGGGCAGCUUGAACCUUUUGCAGACUAUUUUGAAGAGAGUAGAGGUGAACCCGAAAAUCGCCGUCUCUACAUUAGCUUACUAUUGUACUACCAAACGCUAAGGCUGCAGCAUCCUUCUCUGCUGGCUUUAUCACUAUAGUGGUUUAUCGAUUUUUAGAGGCAUUCGGCAGUCGCCUUGCAGCCUGAAUCAAAAUCAAAUGUUGAGAGAUUAUUUUUCAGAGGCGCAUUUAAAAAUACCGACAUAUACAUAUACACGCAUAUAUACUAUAAACUGUAUAUUAAAUAGUGUUACUAUUUAUAUAAGCCAAUUGUUGUCGGUCCCCUUGCAGGAGAAGUUUUGUACGAGAAGCUGAGGAGCAGCCGAGUGAUCGCGAAUGCAGUCGAACAAUAACUCAGAAUUGUGCAAUUGCGUAUUGUUGAUUAUAUCCAUUGUUGUCGAAAUAUUUUGAUAGAAGGCAAGCCGAGUGGGCCCGCCCCAUAAUUGUUAUAUACAUUCAUACCUAGUUGAUAUACACUGUACUACCAGAUUCGGGUACCAGAUUGUUAUUUAGAGUUGUUGCAUUAUGUAGCGUUGAAUAUGUAAACAUAUUUUAUUAGCUCGCCCCGUCACACCAUCCCAAACCUUGUAAUCCCACCCUUAGACACGAAUUUCCUUACG
Molecule: messenger RNA, 2732 nt
Organism: Drosophila bipectinata
Lineage: Eukaryota; Metazoa; Arthropoda; Insecta; Diptera; Drosophilidae
Product: dual specificity protein phosphatase 22
Biological process (GO): protein dephosphorylation; signal transduction
Cellular component (GO): cytosol
Molecular function (GO): protein tyrosine phosphatase activity; protein tyrosine/serine/threonine phosphatase activity
Source: RefSeq, a predicted model, not a curated record